Molecule: messenger RNA, 1492 nt
Organism: Trichoplusia ni (cabbage looper)
Lineage: Eukaryota; Metazoa; Arthropoda; Insecta; Lepidoptera; Noctuidae
Product: uridine 5'-monophosphate synthase-like
Exons: 3
Coding region: 512-1156 (214 amino acids)
Biological process (GO): UMP biosynthetic process; pyrimidine nucleobase biosynthetic process
Molecular function (GO): orotate phosphoribosyltransferase activity; orotidine-5'-phosphate decarboxylase activity
Source: RefSeq, a predicted model, not a curated record
CGAGCGAAGUCACGGAAAAAAACCUACAUAACGAACUUAUACAAGGAACCUAUGACUUUAUUCUACACGCAGACUUGUUUACAAUCAUUAUAGUGAACAGAUAGCCAACGAAUACAUGUGCGCUAAAAUAAAAUCAAAACACGCCAUCUUGAAAAAAAAACUUUUUGCAUUGGUGUUUUACUGACAUCCUACAGGUGAUAAAUAGAUUUCAUAAUCGAUAAGAAUUGUUGUGCAAUGCAAUGAAAAUGUGGUUUUGUUUGUGAACUUUAGAAAUGUGUUAUUUAUAUUAAUAUAGUUUCUAUUUUAUUUUUUGUGUAUUGGCCAGCGUCUGUCGCCUCAAGGAAGUAGUUUAGUUUUGAUGGAGGGAAAUGGAUCGUUUGUUGAUCGCGUAGGGGUCUAAGCAACCGGUCAUUGCAACAUUGGACUUCUAAAUUCAAAUCUUUGUACCGCGAGUGACAUAGAACUGUAUUGACGUCCAAAGUGUUACACGUUUUUUUUAAAAAAAAACACCAUGUCAUCCCUGAAGGAGCUGGCGGUGGCGCUGUUCGAGGCGGGCGCGGUGCGGCUCGGAGACAUCGAGGCUAAACUCGGCCGCCGCACACCCAUCUACUUCGACCUCAGGGUCGUUGUCUCUCACCCCAAAGUCAUGAUUUCCGUCGCUCAACAGCUACAAAAGUUGUCUGAAGACAUUCAUCACGACUUGCUGUGUGGCGUCCCGUACGCGGCGUUACCGAUAGCAGCUGUCAUGUCUAUCAACACCGACACACCAAUGAUCAUGAAAAGAAAGGAAACCAAACUUUAUGGGACUAAGAAAAUGCUGGAAGGAAAAUUCGAGAACAACCAAAGAUGUCUUGUUGUCGAAGACGUAGUGACAUCUGGUGGCAGCCUUAUGGAAACCGUUUGUACUUUACGCGCCGAAGGUUUAAACGUGACAGACGCUGUCGUAGUUCUCGACCGCGAACAAGGUGGCGUUAGUGUACUCAAAAAGAACGGAAUCACCGUAACAUCUAUAUUCACUCUAACCGAUUUGUUGAAAAUGUUAAACGAAGCCGGAAAAAUUAGCGACGAAACUGUACAAAUUAUUGUAGAACACAUUAAGGAAUGCCAAUUCAGCAAUUUGGAUUUCAUGAAGGAUAACUUGGAGCUCAUUGAGUGAACCAAUAAAUUCAUAUUUUUAUUAGGAUUUUUGUUGACACAGUAACUGAAAAGGCAUUUCCAUUACUGGAUCAUAAUUUUAAAUAUCUUUAGGCCAUUUACUAUAGGUAGUUGACCUUAUUUUAAGUUAAUUAUAUGUGUAUUCCAUCUUUAGUAUGUUUAAGGUUAUCUCAGCUUAUAAUUCAUUUGCUCGCAUACCAUGAGCGCUAACAUAGUGUAAUAAAUACAUAUUAAUGUGUGUACGUACAUACCUACUUUAUUUAAAUAACAGUAAACUUAAUACCAACUUUUUCCUUCCUUCUGUUUACAUAUUAAAAUAUACUAUGCUGAAGCAUGA